GGACCAGUAUGCCAAUUUCAAAAAACAACCUUUUCACACAGUCGACAAAAAAGUUGCGUCGAAUAUAAAACGUUGGAUUGCUGAACGCGUUGAACAAUACGCUCUGGAAAUUGAUUUGAGUUCCUGGUAA
Molecule: messenger RNA, 130 nt
Organism: Funneliformis geosporum
Lineage: Eukaryota; Fungi; Glomeromycota; Glomeromycetes; Glomerales; Glomeraceae
Source: the annotation of a GenBank genome assembly